This is a messenger RNA of Betta splendens (Siamese fighting fish), 5079 nucleotides long. RefSeq names its product dual oxidase (gene duox). The record is from RefSeq and is a predicted model, not a curated record. Gene Ontology annotation, biological process: response to oxidative stress; superoxide anion generation; defense response. Bases 165 to 4742 code for a protein of 1525 amino acids. Lineage: Eukaryota; Metazoa; Chordata; Actinopteri; Anabantiformes; Osphronemidae. The transcript is spliced from 34 exons. Gene Ontology annotation, cellular component: NADPH oxidase complex; plasma membrane. Gene Ontology annotation, molecular function: calcium ion binding; superoxide-generating NAD(P)H oxidase activity; heme binding.
CAUUUAGGAGGGAACUGGUCACAUGUGGCUGGCGACAGGGUGCGCGACAGUGUUGGCUUUGGUCCUGAACCAUUUCACACAUUCAGGUGCGUUUGAGGCUCCACGUGAAGGAGCUCUUCACUGCUCUGGGCUGAGGACCGCUCCGAGGAGCGUCUCUCGCUUCAAUGGCUGCGCGUAAAUGGGUUUGGAGUGCGUGCGCUGUGCUUGGCUUGGUGCUCAUCGCCAGUGACGGUUCGCGCUGCGCGGCGCCCCGGGAGGUCCCGCGCUUCGACGGCUGGUACAACAGCGUGAGCUCCCCGAGACGCGGCUCCGUGGGCUCGACCCUCGUGCGCCUCGUGCCCGCGCGCUACUGGGACGGAGUCUACCACCCUGUGCGCGAGCCGCUGCUGCCGAACCCCCGCAACCUGAGCACCGCGUUGACCGGGGGCCCCUCCGGUCUGCCCUCCAGCCGCAACCAGACCGUGCUGUCUCUGUUCUUUGGGUACCAUGUUACCUUUGAAAUCUUUGACUCGCGGACACCUGGGUGCCCACCUGAGUUCAUGGACAUCCUGGUCCCGAAAGGUGACCCCAUCUUUGACCCCACAUCCACUGGGAAAGUCCUGCUGGACUUCCAGAGAGGACCCUGGUACAAGGAGUCUGGCCAGAGCCCCAGUCAUCCUCGCCAGCAGGUGAACCUGGUGACAGCCUGGAUAGACGGGAGCUCCAUCUACGGCCCGUCCACGUCCUGGUCUGACUCCCUGCGGAGCUUCUCAGGAGGACUCCUGGCUUCCGGCGCCAAGUGGGACAUGCCCAGACAGGGCGGGGGGACGAAUCUGAUGUGGAGCGCCGCCGACCCCUCUACCGGAGAGACGGGCGAAGAGGACCUGUACGAGUUGGGAAACGCGUGGGCCAAUGAGAACAUGUUCACGGCGGCAGAGGGGAUUAUCUGGUUUCGCUACCACAAUUACGUGGCCUCCAAGCUGCACGAGGAACACCCAGAGUGGUCGGACGAGGAGCUGUUUCAAAGCGCCAGGAGGACGGUCGUGGCCACGCUGCAGAAUAUCGCUGUCUACGAAUGGCUGCCUGGAUACCUGGGAGGCAAAAAGCUUUCUCCUUAUCCAGGUUACCAGAAGUUUGUCGACCCAGAGGUCUCCCAUGAGUUCCUGACUGCUGCCAUACGGUUUGGAAUCACGAUGGCGCCGCCCGGUGUUUACAUGAGAAACAGAACCUGCCAUUUUCGGCAGGUUAUUAACUCGGACGGCAGCCUAUCGCCGGCCAUGCGUCUGUGUAACAGCUUUUGGAAGCGUAAGAAGCCUAAUGUGAAGUACGGCAGAGAUGUGGAUGACCUCCUCAUGGGCAUGGCCUCCCAGGUUGCAGAGAGAGAAGACAAUAUUGUUGUGGAGGACCUCAGAGAUUACAUGUAUGGACCCCUCAGGUUCAGUCGGUCAGAUCUGGUGGCUCUGACCAUUCUUAGAGGAAGAGACUUUGGCCUGCGAAGCUACGCUGAUGUCAGAAGGGCUCUGGACCUGCCUCCUGUCCAGACGUUCGAGGACAUAAAUCCAGAGCUUUCUCGCACCAACCCACAGUUACUCCAGAAUGUUGCAGAGCUGUAUGACGGGGACGUCUCCAAACUGGAGCUCUUCCCCGGAGGCCUGCUGGAGGCCCUGGACGGCCCCGGGCCAGUUUUCUCAGCCAUCAUCCUGGACCAGUUUGAGCGCAUCAGAAACGGAGACCGCUUCUGGUUUGAGAACAAGCAGAACGGCUUUUUUACAGAUCGGGAGAUCCAAACCAUCCGCAACACCACGUACUACCAGGUGCUCCUUGCGGUCACCAGGGCCGAGGCUGAUGAUAUACAAAAGAACGUGUUUUUCUGGAAGGAUGGCGACCCUUGUCCUCAACCUGUACAGCUGACUGCGUCCAUGCUGGCUCCCUGCACUAACGCCACCAAGCUCAAUUACUUCGACGGGAGCAGAGCCGGCUUCGGGAUAUUCAUCAUCGUCCUGUUCCUCUUCCCCGUUGUGAGCUUCGUGGUGGCGUGCAUGGUGGCGCGUCUACGCAAGUACAGGUACAGCAAGUUCCAGAGAAGAAGGAAAGGCGGCCACAAAGCGGAGGAGUCAGCGGUGGGAGUCAGCGCCUACGAGUGGCAGGGCUACGACAAACCCCUGCAUCCCGUCAGCCUGGAGGUGGACGAGAAGAGGCUGCAGGUUUUUGACAGAGCUGGGCCGUCCCUGCGCAGCUUCAGUCUCGGCAGCCAGACCCUGGACAUCCUCCUGUCCUGCGACCGUCAGUGUAAAGCCCUGCUGCUCAAAGUACCAACCGAGUACGACCUGGUGCUGUUUUUCGAUGACGAGGGCAAGCGUGCGGCUUUCGUCAAGUGCCUGCACCCGGGGGUGACAGACGACGGGCAGGAGAUCAGGGUGCGAGAGAUGAGGGAGCGGGAGCUGCUGCGGGAGGCUUUGACGAGGGAGCAGCGGGCUCAGAUUGUGGAAACCUUCAUUCGGCACGCUUUCGCUAAGGUCUUGGAAAUAGAGAAGAGUGAUGCCGGUGACAUGAGCGGUGUUUCCCAUGAGAAAGCCCGGGAGGUGCUCCGGUGCGAGCUGACGGCCUCAGAGUUCGCCGAUGCGCUGGGCCUCAAGGCCGAUUCCUUGUUCGUGGACUCCAUGUUCACGCUCGCGGACAAAGACGGAAAUGGUUACCUGUCCUUCCAGGAGUUCCUGGAUGUCAUGGUGAUCUUCAUGAAAGGAUCCUCCGAGGAAAAGUCCAAACUGAUGUUCUCCAUGAACGACAUCGGGGGAACCGGUUUCUUAUCAAAGGAAGACUUUGCCAGGAUGCUCAGGUCGUUCAUUGAGAUCUCCAACGGGGGUCUGUCGAAGAGCCAAGCGGACGACGCCAUUAGGACCAUGAUGGAGGCCGCCGGCUUCAAUGACAAGGAGAAGAUCUCCUGGGAGGACUUCCACUUCCUGCUGCGGGACCAUGAGAAGGACCUGCAGUUCGCUCAGCUCAAUGUUAAAGGGAUGGAGAAAAACGGCAGAAGGCGUCUGAAUCGAGACCAGCGCGUGUCCUUCAUCUGCCCAGCAGACAGCAACAAGGGAGACGGACAGGAGCUGCGGCGGCGGAUGAAGUUAAGCGUCAAGACGCCCAAAGUCUACGUGAAACCCAGGCGGGAGCAGUACGUCAGGAGCCCCAUUCGGCAGAAGGUGCAGGAGUUCAAGCGCUUCAUCGAGAACUACCGCCGCCACAUCGUGUGCGUCAUCAUCGUGUACGGCAUCGUGGCCGGCGUGGCGUUGGAGCGGUGCUACCACUACGGCCUGCAGGACUACUCCUCAGGAAUCCCCGAGACCUCCGUGGUGGGCAUCAUCGUGUCCCGUGGCUCGGCCGCCGCCAUCUCCUUCCUGUUCCCCUACAUGCUCCUCACCGUCUGCCGCAACCUCAUCACGCUGGGGCGAGAGACCUUCCUGAACCGAUACAUCCCCUUCGACGCAGCCAUCGACUUCCAUCGCUUGAUGGCCAUGACCGCCAUCGUACUGACUGUCAUUCAUAGUUUGGGCCACGUGGUCAACAUCUACAUCUUCUCCAUCAGCGACCUCAGCAUCCUCUCCUGUCUGUUCCCUGAAGUCCUCUCCAACAACGGAUCUGAACUUCCUCUCAAGUGGACGUGGUGGUUCUUUGAGACUGUACCAGGAAUGACCGGCAUCUUGCUCCUUUUCGUUUUUUCAUUCAUGUAUGUUUUUGCCUCACACUACUUCCGUCGCAUCAGCUUCCGUGGGUUUUGGGUCACACAUUACCUCUACGUCAUCGUGUACACUCUAGCAGUGAUUCAUGGCAGCUUUGCCAUUCUCCAAAAGCCUCGCUUUUACAUCUACCUGAUCCCCCCCGCGCUGCUCUUCCUGCUGGACAAGCUGAUCAGCUUGAGCAGGAAGAAGGUGGAGAUACCGGUGGUCCGAGCUGAGCUGCUGCCUUCAGGCGUGACACAUCUGGAGUUCAAGCGGCCGCAGGGCUUCGUUUACCGUUCAGGCCAGUGGGUCCGCAUAGCGUGCCUGAUUCUUGGCACAGAUGAGUACCACCCGUUCACACUGACGUCGGCGCCUCACGAGGAGACCCUGAGCCUGCACAUCAGAGCCGUCGGACCCUGGACCAGCCGGCUCCGCGAGCUCUACACCGAAGAAAGCCUGGUGGAGCUUGGAGGCUAUCCAAAGCUGUACCUGGACGGCCCAUUCGGUGAGGGCCAUCAGGAAUGGAUAGACUUCGAGGUGUCUGUCCUCGUUGGAGGAGGAAUUGGAGUCACACCUUUCGCGUCCAUCCUCAAAGACCUGGUGUUCAAGUCAUCUAUCAAGUCCAAGGUUCUGUGCAAAAAGGUGUACUUCAUCUGGGUGACGCGAACGCAGCGUCAGUUCGAGUGGGUGUCGGACAUCAUCCGGGAGGUGGAGGAGAUGGACACACAGGAGCUGGUCGCGGUGCACACGUACAUCACUCAGGUGGCCGAGAAGUUCGACCUGCGCACCACCAUGCUGUAUGUGUGUGAGCGCCACUUCCAGAAGGUGUGGAACCGCAGCCUCUUCACUGGUCUGAGGUCCGUCACCCACUUCGGCCGUCCGCCCUUUGUGUCCUUCUUCAGCUCGCUGCAGGAAGUUUACCCUGAGGUGGGUAAAAUCGGUGUGUUCAGCUGCGGACCCCCCGGACUCACCAAGAACGUGGAGAAAGCUUGCCAGCAGAUGAACAGGAAGGACCAAGCCCAUUUCAUGCAUCACUACGAGAACUUCUGAGAGGAGACGUCUCCUCUGCACUAGAAUUAGAGCACAUGGUUGAAGAUUAAUGAGACACUUUAUUCUGGAAACAUAGAUUACUAUUUUCCACAACCUUUUUGAUUUUAUGUACCAAUAAAUACUGAAAUCAACAAUAUUUGCUGCUAAUAAAAAAAUAAAUACAACUUAGCCUCUGUAUGAUUUCUAAUCACACCUUAUUUUUGUAUUAAUUUCAAUUAAUCAUUUUUUUAAUUGGCUGUUUGGGUCUGAUGUAGCAGGAAUUAGUUACAUUCUAAAUUGUAUGUGUUUUGUCUAGUUUGUGUGAAAAUUUGGAAAAAAUAAAUGUUUUAUAAUUGAA